AUGGAUUCGAAGUCUUCAAAAUCUGUCACUGCAAACAAUGAUCCCUUAGAAAGAGCAAACAUCAAUCUCAACUUAGGUGAAACCCAUUUUAGAUUAGCAGAGUAUAAAAAGGCUAUUACCUAUUACAUUAAAUAUCAGGAAAUUUGUACUGAAAUUGGCAAUUUUCAAGGGUUAGCAACUGCCUGUGAGAAACUGGGUUCUGCCUGUUUAAACCUAGGACAGCCUGAAGAGGCUAUCGAGUAUUUUGCAACAAGCUUAGAAAUUUUCAUUCAAUUUGACAAUCACUCAGGAGUGGCAAAUAACAAUGGCAAUUUAGGCACUGCCUAUCAUAGUUUAGGAGAGCAUGACAAAGCUAUUGACUAUUUCAAAAAAGGUUUGGAAAUCAGUGCUGCUAUUGGCGACAAGUCAGGAAUGGCAAAUAUUAAUGGCAAAUUGGGUAGUGUUUACCUUAGUUUAGGAGAAUAUAAAAAAGCUAUUGACUAUUUAAAAAAUGGUUUAGAAAUGAAUAUUGCCAUUGGCGAUAAGUCAGGAAUGGCCGAUAACAAUGGCAAUUUAGGCAGUGUUUAUUUUAGAUUAGGAGAAUACGUUAAAUCCGUUAGCUAUUUAAGACAAGGUUUAGAAUUGAGUACUGCUAUUGGUGAUAAGCCAGGUAUAGCAAGUAAAAAUUGCAAUUUGGGAAAUGCCUACCUUCGUUUGAGAGAAUAUGAGAAGGCUAUUGGCUAUUUUAACAAAGGUUUAGAAAUUAGUACUGCUAUUAACGAUAAAUCAUGUAUAGCAACUGUAAAUGGCGAUGUGGGCAAUGUUUACCUUAUGUUCGGAGAAUAUGAGAAAGCAAUUGACUAUUUUAAAAAGAGUUUAGAAAUGCGAACUGUUAUCGGCCAUAAAUCAGGAAUAGAAACUAACUAUGGCGAUUUAGGCUAUGCUUACCUUAGAUUAGGAGAUUAUGAGAAAGCUAUUGACUAUUUUAAAAAUAGUUUAGAAAUCCAAACUGCUAUCGGCCAUAAAUCAGGAAUAGAAACUAACUAUGGCCAUUUGGGCAAUGCUUACUUUAGAUUGGGAGAAUAUGAGAAAGCCAUUAGCUAUUACAGAAAAAGUUUGGGAAUGAGUACUGCUAAUGGCAACAAGUUAGGAAUGGCAAUUAACAAUCGCCAUUUGGGUAAUGCCUACCUCUAUUUAGGAAAAUAUGAGGAAGCCAUUGAAUGUUAUAUAAAAGGUUUAGAAAUUAGUACUGCUAUAGGCUACAAGUCAGGAAUAGCGACCAACAAUAGCAAUUUGGGCAAUGCCUACCUUACUUUAGGCGAAUAUGAGAAGUCCAUUGACUAUUUCAAAAUAGGUUUGGAGAUGAGUGCAGCUAUUGGUGAUAAGUCAGGAAUGGCUGAUAACAAUGGCUAUUUGGGCUAUGUUUAUAAUGAAUUAAGAGAAUACGUAAAAUCCGUUGGCUAUUCAAAAAAAGGUUUAGAAUUGAGUACUGCUAUUGGUGAUAAGCUAGGUAUAGCAAGUAAAAAUUGCAAUUUGGGUAAUGCCUACUUUGGUUUGGGAGAAUAUGAGAAGGCUAUAGCCUACUUUGACAAAGGUUUAGAAAUUAGUACCGCUAUUGGCGAUAAAUCAUGUAUAGCAACUAUAAAUGGCAAUGUGGGCAAUGUUUAUCUUCUGUUAGGAAAAUAUGAAAAAGCCAUUGACUUUUUUAAGAAGAGUUUAGAGAUGGAAACUGCUAUCGGCCAUAAAUCAGGAAUAGAAACUAAUUAUGGCAAUUUAGGCAAUGCUUACCUUAAAUUAGGAAAAUAUGAGAAAGCCAUUAGCUAUUAUAGAAAAGGUUUAGAAAUGAGUACUGCCAAUGGCGAUAAGUCAGGAAUUGCUGCUAACAAUGGCAAUUUGGGUAAUGCCUACAUCUAUUUAGGAAAAUAUGAGGAAGCCAUUGAAUAUUGUAUAAAAGGUUUAGAAAUGAGUACUGCUAUAGGCGACAAGUCAGGAAUAGCGACUAACAAUGGGAAUUUGGGCAGUGCCUACCGUAAUUUAGGCGAGUAUGAGAAGUCCAUUGACUAUAUCAAAACAGGUUUGGAAAUGAGUACAGCUAUUGGUUAUAAAUCAGGAAUAGCAACUAACAAUACCUAUUUAGGCAUGACCUACCAUAGUUUAGGAGAAUAUGAAAAAGCCAUUGACUAUUUCAAAAAAGGUUUAGAAAUAAGUACUGUUAUUGGCGAUAAGUCAGUAGCAGCAAAUAACAAUGCCAAUUUAGGCAUAACCUACCAUAGUUUGGGAGAAUAUGCCAAGGCUAUUGACUAUGGCAAAAAAGGUUUAGAAACGAGUACUGCUAUUGGUGAUAAUUUAGAAAUAGCAAGAAACAGUGGAGUGUUAGGUAAAGCCUAUCUCAAUUUAGGAGAGUAUGAGAAAGCUAUUGACUAUUGCAAAAAGGGUUUAGAAAUGAGUACUGCUGUUGAUAAUAAGUCAGGAAUAGCAAAUAACAAUGAAAAUUUGGGUGAUGCCUACCUUAUAUUAGGAGAAUACGAGAAAGCUAUUGACUAUUUCAAAAAAAGUGUAGAGAUGAGUGCUGAUAUUGGCCAGACUUUAGAAAUGAGAACUGUUAUUGGUGAUAAGCUAGGAAUAGCAAAAACUUGUAAAGACUUGGCAAAUGCCUACCUUGGAUUACGAGACGAUGUGAAAACCAUUGAUUAUUGCGAAAAAUGCUUGGAAUUAAGUCGCUAUAUUUGUGAUAAGGAAGGAAUAGCAUCUUGGAAUGGCAAUUUGGGUGAUAUUUGCGUUAGUUUUGGAGAGUAUGAGAAAGCUAUUUAUUAUUACAAAAAAGGUUUAGAAAUGAGUACUGCUAUAGGGGAUAAGUCAGGCAUAGCAACAAGCAAUGUCAAAUUGGGCAUCGCCUACCGUUAUUUGAGAGAAUUCGCCAAAGCUAUUGAUUACCUCGAAAAAGGUUUGGAAAUAAGUACUAUUAUUGGCGAUAAAUCAGGGAUAGCAGAUGCGAAUGGCGGUUUGGGCAUUGCUCAUAUAUUCUUGGGAGAGUAUGAAAAAUCUAUUGAUUGUCAAAAAAAGUGUUUAGAAAUUAGUACCGCUAUUGGCGAUAAGUAUCAAAUAGCAGAGGUCAAUUGUUAUAUGAGCGUUGUUUUUAGAUGUUUAGGACAAUAUGAAAAAUCUAUUCAUUAUUCCAAAAAAAGUUUAGAAAUGAGUACUGCCAUUGGCAAUAAGUCCGCAAUAGCAAAGAGCUAUUGUCAUUUGGGCAGUGCUUACCACAGCUUUGAAGAAUACGAGAAAGCUAUUGACUGUUACAGAAAGGGAUUAGAAAUUAGUACUGGUAUGGGCGAUAAAUCUGCAAUAGCCACUCAGAAAUUAAAUUUGGGCAGUGCCUACCUUGGAUUAGGAGAAUAUGAGAAAGCCAUUGACUAUUACAAGAAAGCUUUAGAAAUAAGCAUUGAUAUUAAUGAUGAUCCGUCACUUAGUCUUAGCAUUAGUAAAAGCAAUUUGGGAUUUGUACUUGUAUUAUUAGGACAAUAUAAAGGUGCAAUAUCAUGUUUCAUGGAAUCUAUCAGCAUCCUUGACAAAAUGUUUUUAAACUCAGUACCAGACCAAAAUAAGCUGUCAUUCACUAAACAAUACUUUACCACCCAUGUAAAGAUCAUGAUUUGUUUUAUUUCUGUGGGUCGCAUUGAAUCUGCAUUAUUAGUCAUUGACCUUGGAAGGGCUAAAGAACUUCAUUGGUCCAUUGAAAGAAAAAAGAAAUCUUUGAAUACAAAAAUGUUCGAUUAUGCAAGUUCGGGAUGGAAUAGAAUCAAGAAUGGUGAAGAACAGGUAGAAAUCGAAGAUUUACAAAGCAUCCUCCAGGUAAGCGGCAACGAUAGUUCCAUUAUAGUAUUCGCUUUUGAUUGGCCAGGUUUUCUAAAUGUUUGGGUGUUGAAUAAAGAAGUAAUCUUUAGAUAUAGAGUGUCAAAAUCAGAGGCACGAUUGGAAAAAUUUGUGCAACUGAUAAGUGAAUUGUUCAGAAUGGUGAAUGUGAAUGUUAAUCGGGAUUCCUCGUUUUUCGAACUUAAUUCAGUGCCCAGUAUUGAUGAAAAAUCGAUUCUUCCUUUGGACGUUUUUAAAGAAAAAUCUCCGUCCAAAAAUCUUUAUCAGAAACCUUCUGUUGGGCAUGAUGAUUUAAACCAAGACGCAAUUUUUUUUGUCCCAUUUUCGUCAUUGAUUGAUGAAAAUGGUUGUCACUUAUCCCACAAUUACAGCAUUCAAGUUACGCCAUCAUUACACACUCUAAGGUUUAGCAUUGAACGCUCUCAAGAUCUGGGCCUUGGUUUUGCGUUGUUUGUUGGUAAUCCAACCGUUGGAACGGUUUCCUUAAAUGGAAAAGAAUUUUCACCCCCUGCCCUACCAAAUGCUGCUAGAGAAGUUGAAUGUCUUUCAAAGCUCUUCAAUGCUAGACCCUUAGUGGGGCGUGAAGCUAGAAAACAGGUUGUACUGGAUCUUUUAUCUGGGGCUAGCAUAAUCCAUAUCGCUGCUCACGGUGAACAACUUCGAGGUGAAAUAAUGCUUUCCCCUAACGUUUCUUCGACUCGGCCAUUUUCGACUCUUCCUUAUCCAGACGACUACCUUCUCUCACAGAAGGAUAUUGUAAAUACUUCUUUGCUAGCUAGCUUGGUAGUUUUAUGCUGUUGCCAUACCGGGCAAGGUGAGAUUUCUUCCGAAGGUGUCAUAGGUAUUGCUCGGGCAUUUAUUGCAGCCGGGGCUCGCACUGUUCUCGCCACACUAUGGCCCAUUAGUGAUGAUGCCACGAAAGAGUUUAUGGAAGUAUUUUAUGGUGAGUUGUGCCAGGGAACAUCGGUUUGUGAAGCACUAAGAAAGACAAAGAAUCUCUUCCAAAAACACCAAAUCCAGGCAUACCGGUCUUACAAAAUCUGGGCCCCAUUUACCAUCUACGGGGAGGACGUGGUUUUUCAGAAACAUGACAUCGAAAAUAUCAGAGAUAAAUCACGUGACAUGUUCUCUGGUUUUGUUGUAUUACCCUAAGGUUUGUAAGUAUAAUAAUUAUAUAGCUUUGUGU
Molecule: messenger RNA, 5035 nt
Organism: Dendronephthya gigantea
Lineage: Eukaryota; Metazoa; Cnidaria; Anthozoa; Malacalcyonacea; Nephtheidae
Product: tetratricopeptide repeat protein 28-like
Exons: 3
Coding region: 1-5001 (1666 amino acids)
Molecular function (GO): protein binding
Source: RefSeq, a predicted model, not a curated record